Pogona vitticeps (central bearded dragon) is the source of this 2953-nucleotide messenger RNA. RefSeq names its product regulation of nuclear pre-mRNA domain containing 1B (gene RPRD1B). Gene Ontology annotation, biological process: mRNA 3'-end processing. The record is from RefSeq and is a predicted model, not a curated record. NCBI's taxonomy places the organism in Eukaryota, Metazoa, Chordata, Lepidosauria, Squamata, Agamidae. Gene Ontology annotation, molecular function: RNA polymerase II C-terminal domain binding.
GGCGCCCCCCGCGAGCCGGCCAUGUCCUCGUUCUCCGAGUCGGCGCUGGAGCGGAAGCUGUCGGAGCUGAGCAACUCCCAGCAGAGCGUCCAGACGCUCAGCCUGUGGCUCAUCCACCACCGCAAGCACGCCGGGCCCAUCGUCACCGUCUGGCACCGCGAACUCCGUAAGGCAAAGUCGAGUCGGAAGCUCACUUUCCUGUACUUGGCAAAUGACGUCAUCCAGAACAGCAAAAGGAAGGGACCCGAGUUUACAAGGGAAUUCGAAUCAGUUCUCGUGGAUGCGUUUUCACAUGUUGCCAGAGAAGCAGACGAGGGCUGCAAAAAGCCCCUGGAGCGAUUGCUGAACAUCUGGCAAGAGAGGAGCGUGUAUGGCAGUGAGUUCAUUCAGCAGUUGAAACUGUCUAUGGAAGACUCGAGUAGCCCCCAACCUAAAGUUACAGAGGAGAAGAAGUCCUUGAAGCGGACAUUUCAGCAGAUACAAGAAGAGGAAGAUGACGAUUACCCUGGGAGCUACUCCCCACAGGAUCCCAACACUGGGCCCCUUCUGACCGAGGACUUGAUCAAAGCCCUGCAAGACCUGGAAAAUGCAGCCUCCGGAGACGCCACCGUGCGGCAGAAGAUUGCCUCUCUCCCCCAGGAGGUCCAGGACGUGUCGCUUUUAGAGAAGAUUACAGACAAAGAGGCGGCUGAACGCCUUUCGAAGACUGUGGACGAGGCAUGUUUGCUGCUGGCAGAGUACAAUGGGCGGCUGGCGGCAGAGCUGGAGGACCGGCGCCAGCUGGCACGCAUGCUGAUUGAGUACACGCAGAACCAGAAGGAUGUGCUGACAGAGAAGGAGAAGAAGCUGGAAGAGUACAAGCAGAAGCUUGCUCGGGUAACGCAGGUCCGGAAAGAGCUUAAAUCCCACAUUCAGAGCCUGCCUGACCUGUCGCUGUUGCCCAACGUUACCGGAGGGCUGGCUCCUUUGCCAUCUGCUGGGGACCUUUUCUCAACUGACUAGGACACUAAGGACGUGUGUCCGCCAGUCCCUCUUCAUCUCUGCCCCCUCCCAAAAUCCUAUUCCAAUCAAUACCAGCAGAGAGCACCUCGCGAUGGUGGACAGUUCUCAAAGCAAACUGUGACAUAGGAAGCGUAGACAGACAGACAGACAGAGGCUGUCCUCUGGUCUCUCGGCAGGACCUGCUCCUUGUGAUGGAAGGAAGGCACCCUUUCGUGUUUGUCAAAACAUUUAACUUUACUUUCCACUUUACACAUCCAGUUUCCACCUCCACCUGUACAAAGUGUGCGUGUCUGUUUCAGACAAAAAAAAAAAAACAGAACUUGAUUUAUGGUUUGCUCCCCCCGCCCCCUGUAUAAAAAGAAAUGGGUUGUUUCUGAAUAAGUUUGGUGUGUGUGAGGCUUAAUUUUUCCAGGCCUCCCAACUCUAGAGUAGACAGGCAGCAUCACUACGUGAAGACAGCAAGGCUGAGAUGCAUGCCCUACCUGGGGUGAGAUCUGCUCUUUUGGGUCACAUUUCUGGGAAGAGGGGCCAAAACGCCGUUCUCUCAGUCGGCAUUAACCUUUUUCCCCUUUUGCCGCUCUCGCAGAGCCACUUUGCCUGGCCUCCCUCAUCGGUCUUGUGUCCGGCUUGGUCCUCCUGCAGCAUUUGCAAGCGGCAAGUGUAGGUUUUUAGUCAGCUGGUAUUGAAUGCUUUCUUUGGAACAGCCUUCUUGAUGGACUGCAGUCUUCCUCUCAUAAAGAGGUGUUGAAACCCUAUCCAUUAAAUUCCUCUGUAGCUGUGAUAGAUUUGGCAAGCCCACAUGUCCUAGAAGGAGCAUCUCUUAGGCAUUAAGCCUUGGGCCAUUUCGAAGACCAGGCGCCUCCCUCGGAGAUGUUCCUCCUUGUGGAUUGUGCUCGUUGGGAGUCCGCGUUCUUCUCUUGGUUUCUUCUUUUCCCCUCUACCAGCAGGCCAGGUAAACAGGGCCACAGGGUUUGUGCAUGUGGACUGGCCUUUCCCAAAGGUUACCCUCUCCAACGUCUUGGGCUACAGCUCCCACAGCACGUUGUGUGGGCAUCGGGAGCCUGUGGCAUUGGGAAGAUCUCAGGGAGGCUGGAUGGUGGUGGUGGUGGUGGGGUUUCAGUUCCAUCAGCGUGCCCAAGGGUUGGGGAAGCCAACGUCCAAAGCAUCACAGAGACUGAAGGUGGAGGGUGAAGGCUUAAAUCUACACUUGCGCUGACGGAUGGUUUGGGGGUUUCUCUCUUUCCUCUUAAAAGGAAGCAGGUCUCCCAACCUCUCUGCAGCCAUUGCACCGGGGGUUGCGGUGGCUGUCCUUCCUUCCUUCCUGGUCUCUGAGGAAAGAAGAAGGGCCUUCCCCUUGGCUUUUUGCUGAGGGGUCCCUUGCCACUUUUGCAUCUUCCUUCCGUUUGGCCUGGAAACGACCGACAUCCUAGCUUCUUUGCCAACCGAUCCAACCCCCCAAACUGCAUUUCUCCUCAAAGGGCAGCCACAGGACAGUUUUGAGUUCUACAUUCUUCGCCUGCGGAUCUCGAGUUUCCACCUGGAUGCCGCUUCCCUUGGUCAAUCUUGGAGUUGUCGGAGAAGCCCCGUGUGUAUGCGCGUGCGUGUAAGCGUGUGUGUGGGUGUGUGCCCGAGCCCAUGACAGAGCAGCACAAUGUUGGCAGCCUGGCUGUUCCAUGUUUGUUUUGUUUAAUGUCCCCGAAAUCCCAUGAAACCCAUUUGUGUGAAGGUUCUGGGAGGGGCUGGAGCCUCUGCGUGGGCGGGAGGUGGGGGCCACAGUGGCGCUCCGCUCCGGGUGGUCACGUGUUGAGGGCGAUUCUUCCCAAGGCGCUUUCUUAAAUCUGUAUAUGAAUUGAUCUAGAGAUAAAUUUAGAGAUAUAGGCUGCCGUUUUAGCAGCAGUAUAUUCUGAAAUGUCUCAUAAAUAUAUUUUUGAAUAAAGAGAGUGUCAUCCAA